Rotaria socialis is the source of this 3087-nucleotide messenger RNA. Lineage: Eukaryota; Metazoa; Rotifera; Eurotatoria; Philodinida; Philodinidae. The record is from the annotation of a GenBank genome assembly.
AUGACAGCAUCAUCACAAGUAAUGCUUGCCGACCUUAAGCAUAUUGAAUCGAUUAUUGAAUCGAACAAUUCUAUCAAGAAAUCGACUUUGACUUUGGUGAAAGAGUUUCUUGAGGUGCAAGAAAAUUUUCUUGGUGAGGUGGAUCAGGUAUACAAAAAUUUAGCUACGAUUGAGCAUGUAGCGGAGAUUUUCCUUGAUGAAACCAAGAAAAAGAUCUUGCAAGAAUUUAAUCCAUUAGAACACGUUCAACUCGCCGUCUCCGGUUAUAAUUCAGUAGGAAAAACAUCUUUCAUACAUGAACUACUCGGUUGUGGCGAAUUCUUACCCGUGGAGAAAGGUGCUGUGACAGCCCGCAUUGUUAAAUUUUCAUAUGCUCCUCAGGAAAGUGCGUGUCUGAUUCGAUAUACCUCUGUGCAAGAUCUCACUGAGAUUGAUGAUCGGAUUGAUUUAUCCGCUCAUUUCAAAAAUGGUGUGAGUAGCAAAACCCGUAGCAAAGGACUCAGAAAAGUUGUUAAAGAACACGUGGGACGACCUGAGGGCAUCGAUCAACAGUCGGAUGAAUUUUCAAAAUGGGCAAAGAUAUUUGUCGAAAUUCGUUUACCUUCAGAUCAUUUGAAGCCAGGUUUGCAUGUCUAUGAUACGCCAGGCUUUCUUGGAUCGGAUCCGCGAAUUCUACGUGAGAAUUUACUGACCCUGGUGGGCAGCGUUCAUCCGACUAUCGUUUUUCUCUAUGAUAAUCCCACAGGAUCCGAUGAUUCACGGAAAUGCUACAAUGAGCUUAAAGUUGCUCUUUGUAGUGAACAGAUGGGUGUCGAUAUUUUCUUUCUCAAUACGAAAGCGGACGUGGCAAUCAUGCGCAAAGAUGCAAGCAAUAAUGAUGACGAUGAAGAUGACGAUGACGAGAAACUAAUUGAUAAAGAGCGAUCACACCGGUACGAACUCCUCAUGAAAAUUGACGAAAUGAAAGGUGAUGUUCACGAACGAAAUCUGGGCGAGAUGGGACCUUCAUUUGACCAGUGUAACUCUUUCGAUAUGUUCACUACUGCAUCGCCUCUCGAUCCCAUGGAGAUAACAAUCAAGAGUCAUGCUAUCAAUCGAAUCAUUCACUUUGCAGCUGAACAUGACUUGCGAUUGACGAAAUAUGUUAUCAACAUUGUUCACGAGGCUAUCGAUGCAUUCUUUGAUUUUGUUCUUGUCACCAAUCGACGUUCCACUGACGAAUGGAACAAGCUGCGUGAUGAUGCAUUACAAUGGGGUAAGACAUUUUUCGAGCAAUAUCGAUCCGCCAUUCAUGCAGUUGCUAAAGAAGCUAACCUUCGUUUACCAAAACGUUUUCAAGAGAAACGUCUCGAUAUUGAGAAAAAAGCUAUCGAUGAUUGUGAAACACGAGGAAUUCACUGGGACGACCGGCUAAGUCUUCCUGGUCUUCAGGAAGGAUUAGCCAUGAUUAGACAUUUAAUCCAAUCUGUCAAAAACAUAAGCCGUGACUAUCGCAACGACGAGCAGACAUUCAUCGAUAUAUUGAUGGAAAGAGAGGUGACGAAACCUGUCUUACUGGAGAUCAUCUCUCAAGAAAGUAAUAAUAUUAAGCAACAGAUGAGUAAAGAUCACACAUGCCAUCGAAGCAAAAAUGAAUUACUCUAUGCAGCCUAUCGGGAAGUAUUGAUUGAGAUCGGCAAUUUUGGCAACAUAAAUCAGCUUAGUGUCGAACAUAUUAUUUACAAGGCAAUCGCAGCAAUAUUUCUCAGUCCAGUAUUAUUGUCUUUUUUCAUGGCUUACGGCGUCUCAUUUGGUCUUUUAUAUCUUGCGCGAAAAGGGUGCACUGAUAAACGAUUACAAGAUGCAGUAGAUCGUCGAAAACAAAGCAUUCGUCAUUAUUUGGUCGACCUUGAAGCUGCAAUGAGCAAGAUGGGCGACCAGGUGAAAAUAAACAUGUUAGAAUGGAUCGACCAGGAACACAAGAAAUAUGAGAAAAAGGUCAAUGGAUACCACCGCGUGGUUUGCCGCACUAUUCAAGAUCGUCAGAAAGCGUAUGAACUCGCUCGUUUAUUCGUUUCCAAAUUCAUCCGUAUUGAAUGUCAUCUCGAAGCAAAUCUAAAUUUGGCCGCUCAUCAUGGGUCGCGUCCAAUUGUUAUUCAUGAUGAAGUCUUGGGCACAGGAGGAUUUUUCACUGUCCAUCCUUCAUCAUGGGAUAAUGAACAUGGAUUAGUCGUGAAGAAACUACGAGAGCACAUAAACGACCAGAAUUUCACCUAUCUGGAAGCUCAUUUCCAUCGAACAGUUACCAAACUUGACAUUCCGCACUUGAUACAGUUGAAAUACCUGUAUGUCGACGAGAAGGCUUCAAUGUACCUACUCUUGCCUCGCUAUCCCACUAACUUGCAUUCAUUUCUUCUCAAAAAUAUAAGAACCAUGACUACAGAUAAAGCCAUAAAAAUUUCACGUGAUAUUGCUGGUGUCAUUGCACAUAUGCACGCCUUCGAUCUUGUUCAUCGUGAUAUUAAAGUAGAAAAUAUUCUCAUGGAUGAACAUGAGGAAGUGUAUCUGGCCGAUUUUGGUACAUGCCAACAUGGCACCGAGAACAGCACACUUGUGGGUUCUUUUCCAUUGCCACCGGAUCUCACCGCUUCCAAUUCCAGUAGCGAUCGACAAUACUCGUAUGAAGGUACAGCAGUUGACGUUUAUUUGCUCGGUGUGCUCAUGUUUGUGUGUGCACCUAAAGACGUCUACAUUCCUCCGUCGAAUAGGAUUCUUGACCAAGUACAUCAACUCGAUAGAAAAAAAAUUCCAGAAAACUAUUGUGCAUUGAUUGUUCGUUGUCUUGAGAAGAAUCCAAAGCUGAGGCCAACAGCUCAAGCAAUUGCCGAUGAACUUGACGCCAUGACUGAACGAUUAUGUAUUGUCUGCAUGGACGCACUACGCUCUGUACGCUUUCAGCCUUGUGGACAUAAAGUGGUGUGUGUCCAAUGUCUUGCUCAAAUUCAACAAACGAAAGUUUCAUCCCAAUGCAUUCUAUGCAACCAAGUCAUCGCAAGUGCCCAAGAAGAUAACAAUACAAACACCUUUUUUGUUCCCUCAUCGAACUAA